UAUUUAUUUAUUUCUCUCUCUGUCUCGCUCCCUCUCUCUAAAUGCUUAAGGUGAAGAGUGCAGAGCUAGCCGAGCUCAACACAUGGUCCAACCCUGCUCUGUCCCAGGAGGAGAAAGACACGAAGGGAGCAAGAGAGAGACUCCCUGAGAGGGAGAAGCAAGGAGCAUCUUCUCUCUCAUUUCUACCAAGCAGGUGUGACCCCCCCCAUUCUCACACCCAGCAUUUCACUCUCUUCUCUUCCAGCCAGGGAUACCCAGCAGUUCCCUUUUCUCUGGAUGCAGACCUUUCCUCCUAAACAUUCAGAAUGGAUGAACCCCACUGAUCCCCAACUGGCAACCAACAUCAUGACUAUGAACAUUUGUGUACCUCUCUCCGAAACUGCAGCAUCUCCCCACGUGUGUCUUCUGGUUGUAGUAGGGGGGCUCAUGUGAGUCUCUGAAAAAAGGGGUUCAAUGUUCUCACCUGACAGAACAAAUGAUACCAAGUAAUCUGGAAUAAUCCCAGCAUCAAGCAUUCCUGAGAGGGAGAGAAGAGAAUUAUGCCUUUACUUCUCAUUAAAUGGUCACUAAUUUAAAGAAGGGGGAUUUGUUUUUUUUGGAUCCCAUACAAAUUUUUAUCUUGGAGGAAUGACUUGCCAUUGAAUCAUAUUUAGAUUUUCUAUUUUAGUUUCCCAUAUAUAACAUCUGUUGCUGUGAAAGACUGAGAUUAAAUACCAUUUUGGACAGAUUUCAAACACACCUUCCUUUCUUUAAAUACACAGAAAUCUCUUAGUAGAUCUUAAAUGGAAUUUAAAAAUCUGGCAUAUGCACCCUCAUAUCCUUAACCCCUGAUGUCUUGCAGUGAAAGAUCGUUUUUGAAUUUUGCUGUUGCAGAAGAUUACAUUUUAGUGCAAACUAUCAGGAUUUUAUUGCAAAUUACAACUGCUGGAAGAAAUGCUGUUAUGCAUUUUUAUUUUUUUUUACAUUUUUGUUCAUUUGAUUUAUUGAAAUGCAGAUUUGAUGGCUUCCUACCUGCAUGCCGAGUCUGGCUGUUCAAUGCAAAUUAGUUUGCAAUAAUUAUUGCAAUUAGGAAAGCGUUUGGCAGACAGUUAAGAUUAUCCUUUUAAGUUUCUACUCCUAUUUGAGCAUCAGUUUCAAACAACUGUUCAUUUCUUACAAUUAGAUGAAUUUUUUUUCCACUUUUUGUUAGUGAAUGUAGACAUUUUACAUUCUAAGAAGGCUUUACAAAUAAAGUGCAUUUAUGGCCAAUUUGCUAAACCUAGCUUUUCCCUCUUAAUCAUGUGCACCUAGCAUAAAUUCAUUGGCAAAUAAAUAAAAAUACUUCUUUUUACCUACAUUUCAAACCCAUUUUUCUACCUAUUCUAUUUUUACUCAACUUGGUGGUCUUUCUUAGAAACAGCUUUGCAAAUGCGGAAUUAAAUUGGUUGCCAUAUUUCAUUGUAUGAGAAGACACAGGAUUCUUUUUGGUAGUACAAAUGAUGGAGAAGUUGGACGCUGAAUCAGAUGUGGAACCACAAGGUCGCCCUCGUUCCUGCACAUGGCCCCCGCUUCCGGACCCUCCUUCAGAUAUGCCGUUGCCACCUCCUGGCCUGGACCCAGGGCAGAUACGGAAAGCCAAGAGUUCGCGUAGAAAUGCCUGGGGUAACUUGUCUUACGCUGAUCUCAUCACCAAGGCCAUUGAAAGCUCACCUGAGAGGCGACUGACCUUGUCCCAAAUUUAUGAUUGGAUGGUCCGAUUUGUUCCCUACUUUAAAGAUAAGGGUGAUAGCAACAGCUCUGCAGGGUGGAAGAACUCCAUUCGACAUAACCUUUCCCUCCACACACGAUUUAUCCGGGUGCAGAAUGAAGGAACAGGAAAGAGUUCCUGGUGGAUGCUUAAUCCAGAAGGUGGUAAAACUGGAAAAACACCCAGGCGGAGGGCAGCUUCUAUGGACAAUGCAAAUGGAAAAUUUAUUAGAAUGAAAGGCAAGGCUGGGAAGAAGAAGCAGCAGGCGCAGUCAGCUCCAGAACGGACAGUGGAGGGCAGCCCCUCAUCCCAGCAUGCCAAGUGGUCAGAAAGUCCAUCUUCCCAUACCAGUGAUGAUUUUGAAGUCUGGGCUGAGUUCCACAGCAGGAGCAACCCUGCAGCAGGUAAUAUGAGUGGAAGACUUUCACCAAUAAUAGCUAACGAUGAACCUGAUGACUUGGAAGAUGAUGAUGUGGCCCCCUCUUCACCUCUUAUGUAUCCAAGUCCCUCCAGUGCCCUUUCCCCCAGCAAUCGCUGCUCAGUGGAAAUGCCAAGGUUGGCAGAGCUGACUGGCACAAUCGGACUAGGUGAAGGUUUAGCAGACCAUCUUCUGGAUGAGCUUCAGGAUAGCUACCCUGUAGGCUCUGGUGCUGCUCUUCGUCAUAGAAAUACUGCAUUCUCGUUUUCCACAAAGUGCCCAACACUGAGCCCACCUUCUGGGGCUUAUUGUGGUUCCAUCUACAGUCAGCCAGCCAUGGGUAUGAUGAGACGGUUGCCAAUGCAGACAAUCCAGGAAAACAAGCAAGCUGUUUACCCUCCAGGAAGCACCUACAGGAAUUCCUCAAUCCAGGAUCUUCUAUCUGCCAUGUCCUAUGGCCACAAAGAUAGUUUAGGGCAAAGUGAUCCUGGGUUGACAAAUGUGCUUGGGCCACAGCGCAGUCAUAGGCAGAACAUUGGUAUGUUAGGGAAUUGUGACUCUGGCCCAAUGCCAUAUUCUACUGGCCUAAUGAAGAGUCAAAGCUUAUAUCACCAAUCAACACUAAACCACCACUGCUCUGUUAACAACAGUGCCUUAAUCAGUGGAAGUGGACUGGUGAACAACUCUGAAUCCUGUAGCUUAGUUUCAGCCCAGCACCACACCUAUUUCAGCAGCCAGUCUGGAAAUGGGAGUCUGAUGGAAGGGCCCUACCAACCUACAUACCAUCAUCAUCACCACCAUCCCCAGUUAUACAACCAGGACAGAUUCCCUACAGACCUAGAUUUAGAUAUGUUUAAUGGGACUUUGGAGUGUGAUGUAGAGUCCAUCAUUCUUAAUGACUUUAUGGACAAUGAUGAGAUGGAUUUUAAUUUUGACUCAUCACUUCCACCUCAAGGUGGGUUCAACAUGGCAGUUAAUUCGCAGCCAGCCAAUCAGAGUUGGGUACAAGGAUAAACUUGAACCAGUAUAUAUGUGUAGGGCUUUUUUGCACUGGUAGUUGGUUUUGAGAUAUCUCCCUAAUCUGCAUAAGGUACAUGGACAAUGAUAAACCUACAUAUUAAGCUGUUAGGUUACUGUACAUAUCUAGUUUUUAAAACAUCUGUUUUAUUCUAAAAGUGUUUUAUAGGAACAAAUGCUAGACCUAUCUCUUUUGGGAUAAAGAGGUUUGGUGCUGCCUGAUUUUGAUAAUUAAGUUGGUCAGGUACUGCCCAGUUCUCAUUUAAUCACAAAAACACUUUGGCCACAAGGGAUCAAACGUUCAUUAACUGGUAUGGUGUCUCUCAAACAGAAAGCUAUUAUCAAAAUGUCUUUAUUGUGGAAAGAGGUAUUCUAGUUUCUCUUGUAUUAAUACAACACAUAUGUAAGUUACUGUUUUACUCUAAAAAUAGAUCAUAAUUUGAUGUUAUGGUAGCACAGGCCAUGAUUUAAACCUCACUGAGUAAAAAUAUGCUAAAUCUUGGGAAUCAUGUUGCUUUUAGAUUGAAGUUCACCUUUUUCUUAAUUCUAAAAAAUCUUCAAGACACAGAAACUUUUCGAGGUAACUUCUCAGCCAUAGUUUGUAGACACUGAGACUCCUUGCUUUUAACUGAGCAAUCAUUUUGCCAACACAGUCUCUAUCAAGCAAUAGUUGAAAGCUUCCUUAAUAUUUUGUGCAUUGAAGCUUUUUUUGUACGUGAAAAAUCUUUUUCCUAGACAUUUUAACACUUUUUUUUUCAAGGCCCAAUAAUAUUUCAUCAUUUUAUCUAUAAUCAAUACCUAAACUAAAAAAACAAUAAGAACCCUCUUAUCCCAAAAGACGUAGUGCUCAGUAAGGAUCCUAAAAUGUAAAGAAAUGUACAGACCUCUCCACAGUCUUUAAACUAUGUGUCCAUGUAAGCUUAUUCCUAAUUCUAAGGUCUUUAUUGUAAGGAAGUCUCUAUAUUUUCUUACCAGGUCUGUCUACUGAAUUUGUAUACAAUGUUCAUGUCACUGCAGAACAACAUAUUUAAUAGGGCAGACAAAAAAAAACAAAUCAAAUUCCCAUAUGUAAUAUUUAGUCAUUAGCUGUGGCCCCAUUCAUAAUGAAACCAUGUACUAGUCAACGUUGCAGGGCAUUUACCAAAAUGAUAAUGAGUUGGAAAAAAGUAUGAGAAUAGAAUAUUGGUAACUAAAGUUAAGUACUAAUAUUUAUAUGACUUAAUACAAAUUAUUUAUAGACCAAAAUAAUAUUUUUAUCAAAAAAUGGAAUUAAAUGUGAAAAAUGCACACUUUAGAGCACAACAUUACCAGUACGCACCUACUACCUUUAGUCUAAAUUUGAAAGUCAUUAUGUUUUCAUUCAAAUCCCGCCUAGUCAUAUAUACCUGAACUAAAUAUCUACCAACAACUUUCUGUAAUACAGUUCUAAAUUUACCAUACAGCUUGCCAGAUCAUUUUUAAAUGAUAUAUGGGAAAUAUAAAUGUUAUCUGAUUUUCAGUCUCUUUAAUAUAUUGUUUACAUGUACUAAUAAUAAACCCUAAAGCUUCAAUGAAUAAAGGGGGGGUCACACUGUUUAUGGCACUGAUGUUUAAUGCUUACCCUGUUAAAUGUAACACUGUUCUUAUGUCACGUUACUCUCCAGUGGGAUAAAUUAAGAAAAAGUUGCAGUCAUAAGUGCAGCUGACAAUCUAAUGUAGUAAACACUGAUUUAGUGUCCCAUGGUCCCCUUGUGUCUGCACUAAGCUGCAGUUGGAUAACUUGGGCAGACUGCGCUAAUCACUACACUUACGACAUUCUGUGGGUUACACAUUCCCUGCAAAUUUCAAAUGUUGCUGUUUACAUGUGUGUGUGGUUUUAUUUCAUAUGCAGAAUUUAAUAUAUACAGAACUGUGUACAUACAGAAGAUAUAUUGUGAAUUAAUUUUAUUUGUAUACUUUCUUUUUUUGUUCUACGCACUCAUAACAUUUUAUCCUCAUGUUUUAAAGGACUGUUAAUUUUUUUUGUAAUGACCUCCAUAGAAAAUGAUGGAGGCUGUGCAAUUAUGGCAGUGUGGGGGAAGGGGGAACAAUUAAAUAUACCCUCCAGCAUUGUGCCGUCUACAAAUAUGACUAAUCCAUAAAGUAAAUUGAAUUGAAAUGUUAUUUUUUUACACAAUUUAAUAAUUUCUUGUUGUGGAUGUAAAAUGGAGGAAUUGCAGUUUGAGGAUGAUGGUUAUUGAGUUGGAAGCUACAAGGCUUACUCCUAAUGUGCCUUAUUGCACCUGGAAAUGCCUUGUAGUAUGUAACAAGUCUUAACAAUGCCUUCUGUAACUGAACAUGAGCUCUUUAUCUAUACAUUGACAACAAACACUUGGCUCUGUAUAACAAUGCUGAGCAUCAAAGCACUGCUUAUAAAAUAACUACAAUGUAUGAUGGUGCUCAGGAUUGCUAUACAGAACUCCCUUGUACCCGUUAUCCUCCUCACUGCGGUGUAAAGCGAUUGUACUGUUUUUGAAUGUGUUGUCGUAGUGCGUGGAUUUUCAGAUGUAACAUAAACCUGUGUAUACUGACUGUACAGAAUAUUUUCAGGAAUAAAACUGUUUUAAAUAUUA
Messenger RNA from Xenopus tropicalis (tropical clawed frog), 5752 nucleotides. NCBI's taxonomy places the organism in Eukaryota, Metazoa, Chordata, Amphibia, Anura, Pipidae. The record is from RefSeq and is a predicted model, not a curated record.